Molecule: messenger RNA, 1459 nt
Organism: Lolium rigidum
Lineage: Eukaryota; Viridiplantae; Streptophyta; Magnoliopsida; Poales; Poaceae
Product: ankyrin-2-like
Exons: 11
Coding region: 67-1299 (410 amino acids)
Molecular function (GO): protein binding
Source: RefSeq, a predicted model, not a curated record
GUUUCCGUCCCACCCUGUCUUCUCCCCGCCCAAAACCCUACAAUCUCCUCGCCUUCUACCGGCGCCAUGGCGUCGGCGUGCUCCCAGCCCCAUGUCCACUACAACGUCGGUGGCCCGAUGCUGAACAAGGUGUUCCAGGCGGCCUGCGACGGCGACCUCCCCAUCUUCAAGGCGCUGGUGGUGAUGCUGGACAUGGGCAGGGGCUGCCCCAAGGAGGCGAUUGAGGCGCUCAGGGUGGAAGAUGCCGGAGAGCUGGAAGGUUUCACUGCGCUGCACGCCGCAGCCAAAGGUGGGGGCCUGGAUGUGUGCAAGUACCUGGUCGAGGAGCUGCUGGUAGACGUGGAUGUGGUCGACAAGAAAGGUAGAACACCUCUGUUUUUCGCAAUACACAGUAACGAUGUGGGUACUGCCAAGUAUCUUCUAAAUCAUGGGGCUAAUCAAGACAAAGUCAAUCAUGAUGGGCUUUCCCUGUUACAUUCUGCUGCACUAUCAGACAAUUGUCAAAUGGUAGAACUACUCCUUGCAAAAGGAGCUUAUGUUGACCCGGUAGCUGAUUGUGGGACACCACUUCAUUUUGCUGCUAGUGAAGGGCGUUAUGGUACUAUGAAGAUUUUAUUGGACUACAAUGCAGAUUACAACAAGAUGGUAAAUGGCGAGACACCUCUCAUUGCUGCUACAUGUGCUGACUCAAAGUCAAUGGAAUGUAUCAUGCUCCUAGUUAAGGCUGGUGCAGAUUUGAAGGGAGCUUUAGCAUAUGCUGCAAAAAUUCUCCAUGAGGGGAAAGUUGUUUCAAGUAACUUUUUCAAAUGCAUGAUGGAGGACGCUGGUGCUGAUCAUGAUGUUUGUAUUGAUGAUGAGCCUAUGGUUAAACGGGAAAUUAGAACAGGAGGGCUUAUGUCACUAGGCAUCGACUCUUUAAGGAAAAAGGAUUAUCGUCUUGCGGCAGGAUUCUUCAGUCAGGCACUGGAUCUUGAUCCUGGUGAUGCGAUUUUGCUCUCAAACAGGAGCCUUUGCUGGCUUCAAAUGGGUGCUGGAGACAAGGCUUUGCGAGAUGCUAAUAAAUGUAGAAAAAUCCGGCCUGACUGGCCAAUAUCCUGUUACCGGCAGGGUGCAGCUCUGAUGUUACUGAAGGACUAUGAGGGUGCAAGCGAACGGUUCUUGGAUGGACUGAAGUUGGACCCAGUUAACGCUGAAAUUGAGGAUGCACUACGGGAAGCUAUGAAGUCACUGAAGACAUCUCGGAGCUCUAAAGCUAAGCAAUUGUUUGGGUGUUGCAGGGAAAUCAGUGGAAGGCUUUAGGCAGGCGUUUCUCCUGUUGCACAAAGACUUGAUUUCUUGAACUGAGUAACUCCUUUAGGAAGCCAAGUAGUGUGUCCGACGGAGUAUUAGCGUGGCACGUAUGGAUGGGCAUGUAUAUUCCUGAAUGCAGUAACACCUCGUGGAAACUCAUUUAUUGUUA